Messenger RNA from Daldinia decipiens, 1456 nucleotides. Its product is annotated as kinase phosphorylation protein-domain-containing protein. The record is from RefSeq and is a predicted model, not a curated record. The transcript has 2 exons. Lineage: Eukaryota; Fungi; Ascomycota; Sordariomycetes; Xylariales; Hypoxylaceae. The coding region runs from base 235 to 1029 and encodes 264 amino acids.
GUCUUGGAGUGGAUUGCGGGAAGCUCUUAUCGAUAGUGUUAGAGCGGUACCUAUGUACUACGAAGUACAGUUCCACCCUAAGCUAUCCUUGAUUCAAUUAAUAUUCUUCCACUUCAAUUAUCCACCCGCACUCCCAUCUCUAUCGCCAGUAAUACCUUCACAUCACUUCGCAAGACUUCUUAAGAAAUAUUGAUCCUAACAUAAUCCAACUCUACAACCGGCCGAUUAAUCGCCAUGGAUCUUGUCUCGAGCAUCCGCAAGACGGGCUCGCGCGGCGGGGUCAACUUCAAUUGGGAGGAUGUCGCCACUUCGAACCACCGCGAGAACUACCUCGGUCAUAGUCUGAAAGCCCCGGUCGGUCGUUGGGCGAAAGGCAAAGAUCUUACUUGGUACGCGAAAGCUGAUGCGUCGGAAGCAUCAUCUACAGAGACGGAGCAGGAAAGGGCGGCCCGGGAGCGAAAAGAAGAGCUCAAACGAAUUAAAGAAGCAGAAGAAGAUGCGCUAGCUCGUGCGUUAGGUUUGCCUGUUGCUCCCCGAAAGGUGACAGGUGCAAAUGCUAUAGAUGUAAGCAAAGGAAGAGGUGCGAUGGACAAUGGAGAUUCUGCUGCUACCCCGGCGGAUACUAAACGGUUACCCAACGACGCCCAGCAAACGUCCACAAAGCAACACGACUCUGGACGGCACCACCGGAGGAGACAUAGGAGCAGAAGCCGUAGUCGAGAGAGACAUCGGGACAGAUCGCCAAGGAGAAAAAGUGAACACCAUAGUCAUAGAUCAAGAGAUGAAAAGGAUGACAGACACGAUCAUCGGAGGCGAAGAAGUUAUAGUCUAGAGCGGGGGGACGAUAAACACAGAAUAUCUCACCGACGAGAACAUAUCCGCUCUCGGAGCCCCGGGGGGGUUGAGCAGAGGAGAGAUAGGAAAGAAAGUUUUAGGCCUAGAUCAAGAGAUAGACGGCCACGGCGAAAUGAAAGCCCCCAGCGACGUGAGAGAAGGAAUUCCCCAGGCGAUCACCAUCGAAAAUCAUAAAACGAACUACAUAAGCCAUAACUAUACCGUAUCAUUUUGCUCGACCGAAUGUUCAGUUGGCGAUUAAUGCUACAUAGUAAUGUUAAAGGUUAUCAUGACCUACUAGCUAGAUGGGUCUAGUUUGUUUAGGAGUUACUUAAUGAAGAUUAAUGAGGUGUCUUAUAUUUACGAGAUUAUUCUCGAGUUUACAAAGAACAGUCUUUACAAAGAAAUGUCUAGUAGGUACAUAUUGCCUAGGUACCUACCUACCUACGUAUUAUGUGUUUGUAAACAGCCCAAGAACUGGUAGCACGGAGCUGACAUAGGAAGGAAGGACGUACCUGGAGCAUAUGGAAGCUAAAGCUGCAGGAGGUUUCCAAUGUUUACAGAUGUAACUGGUUGUCCAGGUACAUGAACAUGCGGAGUUAAGUGGGGUUUACUACGGGUA